Messenger RNA from Andrographis paniculata, 1509 nucleotides. Its product is annotated as geraniol 8-hydroxylase-like. The transcript is spliced from 2 exons. Gene Ontology annotation, molecular function: heme binding; monooxygenase activity; oxidoreductase activity, acting on paired donors, with incorporation or reduction of molecular oxygen. The coding region runs from base 1 to 1509 and encodes 502 amino acids. Lineage: Eukaryota; Viridiplantae; Streptophyta; Magnoliopsida; Lamiales; Acanthaceae. The record is from RefSeq and is a predicted model, not a curated record.
AUGGAUUACGACAUUGCAGUGUUCAUUACAGCUUUCCUACUCUGGGCAUUCUGCGCCGCCGCCACGGAGGCAAGGCGGCGGCAGCGGCGGAGCCAGAAGCCGCGGUUGCCGCCGGGACCUCAGCCGUGGCCGGUGGUCGGCAACAUCUUCCACCUGAUGAACACCUCCCAACCGCCGCAUCAAUCACUCGCCAAGCUCGCCGACACCUACGGCCCCGUCAUGACUCUCCGGCUCGGCUCCCUGACGACGGCGGUGAUCUCCUCCGGCGCGGCGGCCGACGCCGUCUUCCGCCAAAACGACGUCGCCCUGGCGGGGCGGAUGAUCUACGAAUCCAUGAAAGGCGACGUCGCCGGCGACGGCUCCCUCAUCAGCGCGCAGUACGGCCCGCGUUGGCGGAUGCUCCGGCGGCUCUGCACCUCGGAGUUCUUCUCCGCCGCCGCGAUCGACGCCACGCGCGGCGCACGUGCCGCCUGCGUCGAGAAGAUGACGCGGCGGAUACACGACGGCGCGUCGCAGCCACUCGAACUCGGCGAAUUGUUCUUCUCCAUGGCCUUCGACCUGAUCGGAAUUUUGUUUUUUUCCAGGGACAUGUUAGAUCCGAAUUCCGGCGCCGGCGCCGAGUUCUUCUCUGUUACGAAAAAGUUCAUGGAGUUCGCCGGACGGCCGAACGUUGCAGAUUUUUUUCCGAUUCUGAGACGGUUGGAUCCGCAGGGAGUGAGGAAGACGACUCAGCUGUAUGUGAAGCGAGGUUUCGACAUUGUCGGAAAGUUUUUGGAGCGGCGGAGCGCCGCCGCCAGAGAGUCGAAUGUUAGAAAUUAUAGGCGGAGAAAAGAUUACGUGGACGUACUGUUGAAGUAUAAAGAAGAUGGACUUCUCUCUGCAACCGCUGUCAACGUUAUUGUCUUUGAGAUGUUCGCGGCGGGGACCGACACGACGACGAGCACACUAGAGUGGGCAAUGGCGGAACUCCUCCGCAACCGAGAAAUCCUCCGGCGAGUCCAGGCGGAGCUCCGGUCAGAAACCGACCCCCAAAAAAGCCUCGAAGAAGACGACCUCGACCGCCUCCCCUAUCUCCGAGCAGUCAUCAAAGAAACUCUCCGGCUGCACCCGCCGCUGCCGUUCCUCGUGCCGCGGCGGGCGGCGGCGCCGUGCAGACUGCGGGGGUUCGACAUCCCGGAGGGAACUCAGGUGCUUGUCAAUGCUUGGGCGAUCGGAAGGGACGCCGGCGCUUGGGAAGAGCCGAUGAAAUUCCGGCCGGAGAGAUUUCUGACGGCCGGCGCGGCGGAUUACAGAGGCCGGAGUUUUGAGCUGAUACCUUUCGGCGCCGGAAGGAGGAUUUGCCCCGCCAUGCCGCUGGCGUUGCGGGUGGUUCCGAUGGCGUUGGGAGCGGUUCUCCGGUCGUUUGAUUGGUUGGCGCCGCCACCGGCGGAGAUUGAUAUGGAGGAAUCGAUGGGAAUUACGCUUAGGAAAGCUGUUCCUUUGAAGGCUAUUCCACUUUUGUAUAAUUAA